CUUAGUGCGAUUAUUCAGCCCUGUCCCAACUCCAAAAGACAAAAGUUCUAACGCAAGCAAUUACGACUGCCCAAGGACCCAUUUGAUUUGUUCCUAUAAACUAUAAAGCUGUUCCCAUCUUCUUCAUACAUAUUAUCGUAUAUCAAUUAGCUAGCUGCAUUUCAAAAAAGAAAGGGAAAUGGUGAGCAAAAAUCAACAGAACUUGUUGUCAAAGAUGGCAACUGGCAAUGGUCAUGGUGAAAAUUCUCCAAACUUUGAUGGAUGGAAGGCUUUUGAGGAUGAUCCAUUUCAUCCUACUGAUAAUCCUCACGGGGUUAUCCAAAUGGGCCUAGCAGAAAAUCAGCUUUCUUUUGAUUUGGUUGAAGAGUGGCUAAUGAAAAACCCAGAAGCCUCCAUUUGCACACUUGAAGGAGUAAAUUACUUCAGAGACAUAGCUAUCUUUCAGGAUUAUCAUGGCUUGACAAAGUUCAGAAAUGCUGUGGCCAAUUUUAUGGAGAAAGUAAGAGGAAAUUGAGUGAGAUUCGACCCAGACCGCAUUGUUAUGAGUGGAGGAGCAACCGGAGCUCAUGAGAUUACUGUCUUUUGUUUGGCUGACCCUGGGGAUGCAUUUCUAGUACCUACUCCUUAUUAUCCAAGUUUUGAUAGAGAUUUGAGAUGGAGAACAGGAGCACAACUUGUUCCAGUUGUAUGUGAACGCUCUAACGACUUCAAGGUGACAAGAGAAGCAUUGGAAGCUGCCUAUAAUAGUGCUCAAGAGGCCAAUUUUCUGCUAGGCCCAUUUGGAUAACCCCAUGAGGAUUAUCAGUAGGAUGAAAUGGAUUAUCCUCAAAAGCCUUCCAUCCAUCAAAAUAUGGAGAAUUUUCACCAUGACCAUUGCCAGUUGCCAUCUUUGACAACAAGUUCUGUUGAUUUUUGUUCACCAUUUCCCUUUCUUUUUUGAAAUGCAGCUAGCUAAUUGAUAUACGAUAAUAUGUAUGAAGAAGAUGGGAACAGCUUUAUAGUUUAUAGGAACAAAUCAAAUGGGUCCUUGGGCAGUCGUAAUUGCUUGCGUUAGAACUUUUGGUGUUGGGACAGGGCUGAAUAAACGCACUAAGUAUAUAAUGUUUGUUUGGUUGAGUCGUUGAGAAGGUGUAACUUCCAGGUCUUAUUAUGUAGUUGUGUAGCAGUCGAGUUGUAUCAUAAAUUAAAAUUAAAUGGUUGCUAAUCAUCUGCUUGCUUAAA
Messenger RNA from Quercus lobata, 1221 nucleotides. Its product is annotated as 1-aminocyclopropane-1-carboxylate synthase 6-like. Gene Ontology annotation, biological process: amino acid metabolic process; biosynthetic process. Gene Ontology annotation, molecular function: pyridoxal phosphate binding; transaminase activity. Bases 179 to 514 code for a protein of 111 amino acids. The record is from RefSeq and is a predicted model, not a curated record. The transcript is spliced from 4 exons. NCBI's taxonomy places the organism in Eukaryota, Viridiplantae, Streptophyta, Magnoliopsida, Fagales, Fagaceae.